AUGGGAAUCUGUAGAGUUUCUGUAUUUGGGAAGAAUUCUUUCAGAUUGUUGAUGAUCAUUUUCUGCAUGAUCAUCUCUGUUCAAGCUUUGAAUAAAGAAGGGGUUUUUCUUUUGGAGUUUAAGAAAUCCCUGAUAGAUCCCAAUGGUAAUCUGCAAGGCUGGAAUGCUUUGGAUGUAAAUCCUUGUAACUGGACUGGCAUAGGUUGUUCUGAUGAUUAUAAGGUGACUUCUGUUCAUCUCAAUGGCCUUAACUUGUCUGGUACUCUGUCUUCAAGCAUUUGUAACCUUCCCUACCUUACUGAUUUGAAUGUGUCAACAAACUUCAUUUCUGGUUCUAUCCCUCCUGAUCUUGCAUUUUGCCAGAGUCUUGAAGUUUUAGACCUCUGCACAAACAGGUUUUACAGUGAAUUUCCUUCCCAGCUGUACAAAAUUGCCUUUCUCAGGCAGCUUUAUCUUUGUGAGAACUACAUUUUUGGGGGAGUUCCACAAGAAAUUGGAUAUAUGAGUUCAAUUGAGGAGCUGGUGAUUUACAGUAACAAUCUUACUGGCACAAUUCCAUCAUCCAUUGGCAGACUGAAGCAGCUUCGGAUCAUAAGGGCCGGUCGAAAUUUCCUGUCAGGUCCAAUUCCUGAUGAAAUUAGUGAAUGUGAGAGCCUGGAAGUCCUAGGACUGGCAGAAAAUAUGUUGGAAGGAUCAUUUCCAAUUGAGCUCCAAAAGCUUGGGAAGCUUACCAACUUGAUUCUCUGGAAGAAUAAUUUCUUUGGUCAGAUACCUCCUGAAAUUGGGAAUUUCAGUAGUUUGGAACUGCUUGCCUUGCAUCAAAAUGCAUUCAUUGGUUCCCUUCCUAAGGAGUUGGGGAAGUUAGGUCAGUUGAAAAGAUUGUACAUUUACACAAACCAGUUAAAUGGAACCAUUCCACCAGAAUUAGGCAACUGUUCAAGUGCAGUUGAGAUUGAUCUUUCUGAAAACCACUUGAGUGGAUUCAUCCCAAAAGAGUUAGGCCAAAUCCCUGAUCUUCGAUUGCUUUACCUUUUCGAAAAUUUACUGCAGGGUGAAAUCCCAAAGGAGUUGGGACAGUUGCAGCAGCUAUGGAAACUGGAUUUGUCAAUAAAUAAUUUGACAGGCACCAUACCUGAAGAGCUUCAAAAUCUCAGGAAGUUGGAGCAUUUACAGCUGUUUGAUAAUCAUCUUGAUGGAAACAUUCCAGAGCUCAUGGGACAAAACAGCAACCUCACUGUUGUUGACCUGUCCAAGAAUAACCUUGUGGGCAGUAUACCAGCAGAAAUUUGCAGGUCUCAGAACCUGAGUUUUCUCAGCCUUGGAUACAACAAGCUGACUGGAAACAUACCUCAUGGCUUAAAAACAUGCAAAUCUCUUGAGACCCUUAUGUUGGGAGACAAUCUACUCACUGGAAGCUUACCUACGGAAUUGUCCAAACUUCAGCAUCUUUCCGCUCUUGAGCUCUAUCAAAACAGGUUCUCCGGGCUGAUACCGCCUGAAGUAGGCAAUUUUAACAACUUGGAAAGGCUUCUCUUAGCAGAUAACUAUUUCUUUGGAAAAAUACCACCGGAAAUUGGUAAUCUGGUGAAGCUUGUUGCAUUCAACGUCUCUGGUAACCGGCUUUCUGGGAGGAUCCCUCGAGAGUUGGGGAAAUGCGUGAAACUCCAGAGGCUUGAUUUAAGUGGAAACUAUUUUGCAGGUUACCUUCCUGAAGAAAUUGGCAUGCUGACAAAUUUGGAAUUGCUGAAGCUGUCAGAUAACAGAUUCACUGGACCAAUUCCGAGUAGUUUAGGCGACCUCAUCAGGCUGACUGAUUUGCAAAUGGGGGGGAACUUUUUCUUUGGCAGCAUUCCUGUUGAGCUUGGUAAACUUACUUCCCUUCAGAUUUGUCUCAAUAUCAGUCAUAAUAUGUUGAAUGGCACCAUUCCUGUUAACUUGGGGAAUUUGCAAAUGCUUGAAUAUCUUUAUCUCAAUGAUAAUGAGCUUGUUGGUGAAAUUCCCAGCGCGGUUGGAGGCUUAGUGAGUCUCACUGUUUGCAAUGUUUCCAACAACAACCUAGUUGGUAUGGUGCCGAACAAUCCCACUUUCGAAAAGAUGGACUCUAGCAAUUUUGUUGGAAAUGCUGGUUUAUGCAGAUUUCGUUGUCAUUUACCCUCGACUAAUCCUUCAUAUACCCCGGGAUGGAACUGGUUAAAAGAAAGCUCUUCCAAACAAAAAAUAGUCACCAUUGUAAGCGCCGUUGUAGGGCUAAUUUCUUUAACUUUCAUUGUAGCUCUUUGUUGGGUCAUGAAGCGCCAAAAACCACCAUCCUUUGUUUCUGCUGAAGAUGAAUCAAGGCCAGAUAUACUAGAAAGCUAUUACUUCCCCAAGGAAGGUUUCGCAUACCAGGAUCUUGUGGAAGCUACCGGGAACUUUUCAGACAGUGCAGUAAUAGGAAGGGGAGCUUGUGGCACAGUAUAUAAGGCCGAGAUGGUGAAUGGCGAUGUAAUUGCUGUCAAAAAGUUGAAAUCCCGGGGAGAAGGACCGAGUUCAGACAAUAGCUUCCAUGCUGAAGUUUCAACUCUAGGGAAGAUCAGGCACAGGAACAUUGUAAAGCUUUUCGGCUUCUGCUAUCAACAAGAUUCCAAUCUUCUCUUGUAUGAAUACAUGGAAAAUGGAAGCCUGGGAGAACUUCUUCAUGUCAACCAGAAAUGCGUGCUAAACUGGAAUGAGCGGUAUAAAAUCGCGCUUGGAGCAGCCGAAGGUUUAUGCUAUCUUCACCAUGAUUGUAAACCACAAAUCAUUCACCGGGAUAUCAAGUCCAACAACAUUCUACUUGAUGAAUCUUUCCAGGCACACGUUGGAGAUUUUGGCUUGGCAAAGUUGAUUGACUUAUCCUAUUCUAAGUCCAUGUCUGCAGUAGCUGGCUCAUAUGGCUACAUUGCUCCAGAAUACGCUUACACGAUGAAAGUGACAGAGAAAUGCGAUAUCUACAGUUUUGGUGUUGUGCUGUUGGAAUUAAUCACUGGAAAGUCUCCAGUCCAACCACUUGACCAGGGUGGUGAUUUAGUGACUUGGGUGAAACAGUCGAUUCACAAAGUUGUAGAAUUAUCAGAGAUAUAUGACAAAAGGCUAGACCUAAUAAGUGUGAGGAAUCUGGAAGAGAUCUCACUAGUUCUUAAGAUAGCAUUGUUUUGUACUAGUACUUCUCCUCUUAGCAGACCGACAAUGCGAGAAGUUGUCGCGAUGCUGAUCGAUGCAAGGGAAGGUACUACGAUCAGUUCACCAUCAUCCCCAACAUCAGAAACUCCUUUGGAUGAAAACAGCGCUUGUAAAGGUUACGAGGAACCAUAG
Molecule: messenger RNA, 3333 nt
Organism: Oldenlandia corymbosa var. corymbosa
Lineage: Eukaryota; Viridiplantae; Streptophyta; Magnoliopsida; Gentianales; Rubiaceae
Source: the annotation of a GenBank genome assembly